Messenger RNA from Suillus paluster, 1143 nucleotides. RefSeq lists its product as uncharacterized. Lineage: Eukaryota; Fungi; Basidiomycota; Agaricomycetes; Boletales; Suillaceae. The coding region runs from base 1 to 1143 and encodes 380 amino acids. The transcript has 3 exons. The record is from RefSeq and is a predicted model, not a curated record.
AUGCCAGUGGGCCGAUGGAAAAAGCAACGAGUUGUCGAAUCAGAUGGCAUCGACAACGAUGAACCAGCGACAUCAGUCCAACCUCAGGCUCCCUGUCACCGUACAAACCGACCUGGCGCUGGCGCUGGAGGAAGAAAUUCCCAGCUAGAGAAGAUUGGGAAUGCCAUCCAAACUCCAGCCAGAGCACCCAGUGGCAAAUCGAAGGUUCGGAAUGUUAUUGUUCCCAUUGAUGAGCCCGAAAAUGUGAUGGCUCCGCUAGUGACAAAGAAGAAGGGGAGAGGAAAAGCGGCACCUCGCCAGCUUGAGAGGAACUUGAGUGUGAUACAGGAGGCAUCCGAGUCAGGCCCCACUGCCACAAGUCCCACACCUGCUCUACACGUCACGGACCAAGGAAGGUUUGGAUUUCAGGAUCGUCCAAUUCCCUCAGCAUAUGUCAGUUCCAAACUGCUCCAGCCCCAUCAAACAGAACUUCAUCCUGACUCAACGACACCCCCUGCCCAGCCCUAUGUCCAUGAUCGCAGUACCUCUCAGGGUGCUUCUUGCAGUACUUCUCGUGGCGCUUCUCGCGGUGCUUCUCGUGGCACCUCUCAUGUUCCUCGGUCUGUCAGCGACCAACGCUCACACUCAUCUAUUCCCAUCAACUCUGCCGUUCAGCGUGAGCCAUUGACCACCAUAACACCCCAUUGCACCAUUUCUCGUACUCCUCCCGCUUUUGGUUCCACUAGCCAGAACAUGUUUGUUGAUGAAACUGAAGAAGGUAAUAAAGAGGCAGAUCAUGAUGAAGAAGUGGACGUUGAAGAGGAUGACAUGUCUAACGAGGAUGGAGAUUUUGCAGGAGACGACAUCAAUAAUAACAUUAUGGACUAUGACUUGGAGCAGGAUGUUCACAGGAGUGAUGACAUCAUGCCAGACCCCUCAGACCACAAUAAUCAAACCUACCCUAGCAACAACCAAGUCAGACACCCUGCGCAAGUACCUGAUCAAGGUGCACAUUCGCAGGACGAGGAUUAUGAUGACACGGGAGUGGCUGACAUGGACCAUGAUCAUUGGAACGAUUGCACCACUAGCAGGAAGGGUAGAGACCAGAACAUCAACGUAGCCCAGGCACUAAUGCAAGCGAUCCUGCAGAGCACUAACCAAUGA